UUUAUCUAAAAAGAAAAUUAUCUUUAUUGUUAUUUAUGGUCUGGAAUUUUUCAUGUAUUGGUCAAACCAAGAUUGGGGUUUGGACAGGAUAAGAUUUACACCCGUAAUUACAUACACAAUACACACAUCCUCUGGCCAAGAAAGACACACUGGCAUGGUGUGUUGUAGGUAGGAGGAACUGAGGAAGUGUUUUUGUUGUUCUUCUUCUUCUAAUCUUCUGGGCUUUUAGGGUUCUUGGAGUUCUGGAGAGAUGUCAAGUGGUGGGUGCAGUAUAGUGUGGUUUAGGAGGGAUCUGAGAGUGGAAGACAACCCUGCUUUGGCUGCAGGGGUGAGGUCUGGGGCAAUCAUAGCACUCUUCAUCUGGGCUCCUGAGGAAGAAGGGCACUAUUAUCCUGGCAGGGUUUCAAGAUGGUGGCUUAAGCAGAGUUUGGCUCAUCUGGAUUCUUCUCUCAGGAGUCUGGGCACUACCCUAAUCACAAAGAGAUCUACUGACAGUGUUUCCUCUCUGAUUGAAGUUAUCAAGUCUACUGGUGCCUCUCACCUCUUCUUCAACCACUUAUAUGAUCCGUUGUCGCUUGUUAGGGAUCAUCGUGCAAAGGAAAUUUUAACGGCUCAAGGUGUGACUGUGCGCUCCUUCAAUUCUGAUUUGCUGUAUGAGCCCUGGGAAGUUGUGGAUGAUGAAGGUCACCCUUUCACAACCUUCAGCGCUUUUUGGGAUAGAUGCCUUAGCAUGCCUUAUGAUCCCGAGGCUCCACUUCUCCCUCCUAAACGGAUUGUUUCUGGUGAUGUGUCUCGAUGUCCUUCAGUAAACUUAGUAUUUGAAGAUGAAUUGGAGAAAGGAAGCAAUGCACUUCUUGCUCGGGCAUGGUCCCCUGGUUGGAGGAAUGCUGAUAAGGCAUUAACAGCUUUUAUAAACGGGCCAUUGAUUGAGUACUCACAGAACCGAAGAAAGGCUGAUAGUGCAACAACCUCAUUUCUUUCCCCGCAUUUACACUUUGGGGAAGUAAGCGUUCGGAAAGCAUUCCAUCUGGUUCGAAUGAAGCAAGUUCUCUGGGCCAACGAAGGGAACAUAGCAGGCGAAGAGAGUGUGAAUCUGUUCCUCAAAUCCAUUGGGCUGAGAGAGUAUUCGAGAUAUAUGAGCUUUAACCAUCCAUACAGCCACGAAAGGCCUCUCCUUGGUCAUCUAAAGUACUUCCCAUGGGUAAUUAACGAGGGCUACUUUAAGGCGUGGAGGCAAGGCAGAACUGGUUACCCUCUCGUGGAUGCUGGUAUGAGAGAGCUCUGGGCAACCGGCUGGCUACAUGAUAGGAUACGCGUUGUAGUUUCUAGUUUCUUUGUCAAAGUUUUGCAGCUUCCAUGGAGAUGGGGAGUGAAGUACUUUUGGGAUACUCUAUUAGAUGCAGAUCUCGAGAGUGAUGCUCUCGGUUGGCAAUACAUCUCUGGCACCAUACCCGAUGGCCGCGAAUUAGACCGCAUUGAUAAUCCACAGUUUGAAGGUUACAAAUGUGACCCGAAUGGGGAGUAUGUACGUCGGUGGCUUCCUGAACUUGUUCGGCUUCCAACCGAGUGGAUUCACCAUCCCUGGAACGCCCCGGAAUCUGUUCUGCAAGCAGCUGGGAUUGAGCUAGGAUCCAACUAUCCUCUCCCGAUCGUUGGAAUUGAUGCAGCAAAAGCGAGGCUACAAGACGCCCUUGCACAGAUGUGGCAGCUCGAGGCAGCUUCGAGAGCUGCAAUCGAGAAUGGUAUGGAGGAAGGACACGGGGACUCGACCGACUUCUCGCCAAUCGCAUUCCCUCAAGACAUGCAAAUGGAGACGAACCACGAACCAGUUAGGAACAACAACAACAAUCCUGCCACUAUCCGGGCUGAUGAAGACCAGAUGGUUCCCAGCAUUACUUCCUUUUUCAGGGACGAAGAAGAGAGCUCGAUGGACCUCACAAACCCGGGCGUGGAUAGCAGAGCCCAAGUGCCAAUAACUGCAGCUCAAAUGAGGAACAAUACAGGCCAAACUGUUAUCCAAGCAGCUCGAAACAUCAACACCAACGCCCCGCCACAACCUAAUAUACGCAGAAGGAAUUCUGAAGACUCCACUGCUGAUUCUUCCAACAGCAGCCGGGGCGUCGUCCCAGUAUGGUCCCCCUCGAGCACGAAUUACUCGGAUCAAUUUGCUGGCGAUGACAACACCACCAUUGGCACCACCAGUACCUCUUAUUUGCAAAGGCAUCAACAGCCUCAUCAGCUAAUGAACUGGCAACGGUUGCCCCAGACAGGCAUUUGUAGUUCCCUCGGGCAUUAGUAAUCUUUAGGUUCUUUUGAACUUGAUAGCAGGUGAUUGGUUUACGCGUGGCACGACAAAAAUCCAGGAAUGGGAGAAUCAAGAUAUCGGGAUAACAAGGUCAUUCAGACAAUGAAUCUGCACGCACGCAGUGGAUCAUGUACUGUACUACUAAGUCUAGCCUGAUCAGAACAGUCAAUUUGUGUGUAUAUUAGCGGAUUGGAUUGGAUCAGGUGAUUCUUUUUCGUGUUUCUGGUUCCUGUUGUAUCAUAUCGUAGGGGUUCUACUGCAUAGUAUAUAUACACAUUCUAUAAGGCCAAAUAAUCAUCAAGUUGGCUGGGAGUUCCUGUAAUAAACUCAGGUUUGUGCCUCUUCAUUUUUGGCUUGAUUGCAUAUGUUAUUAUGUGAUCUUCUUUAUCAUACAAUCAUGGGGUUUAUAGAUAUAGGAACAAUGUUUUGACUGUUGUACAUGUGUUUCAACCAAACUGGAAGUUAACUUUUGAUGAACUA
Molecule: messenger RNA, 2785 nt
Organism: Ipomoea nil (Japanese morning glory)
Lineage: Eukaryota; Viridiplantae; Streptophyta; Magnoliopsida; Solanales; Convolvulaceae
Product: cryptochrome-1-like
Exons: 5
Coding region: 251-2296 (681 amino acids)
Biological process (GO): blue light signaling pathway; circadian regulation of gene expression; entrainment of circadian clock by photoperiod
Cellular component (GO): cytoplasm; nucleus
Molecular function (GO): blue light photoreceptor activity; FAD binding; DNA binding
Source: RefSeq, a predicted model, not a curated record